UUCCUCCCCGCCUCCGCCUCGUCGUGGCCCCGACGACUCCCCCCCUCUCCCUCGUUAAACCCUAAACCCCCCUCUUCCUCGGCGAAAUUAGGGUUCCACCGUUUAAUCUCCUCAAAUCCCAAACGGAUCAAUGGCAUGUAGAUUUCAUCGUUUCAGAGGGAUUUCUUUGGUUUUUUUCCGGAACUUUUAUUCAGGUUCAGGAUCGAGGAGAAUGCUCCAGGAUCAUCUUCCAACUUCUAUGUUACGCGAAUGGCUAAGAAAGAGAAACAAAUGUCCGGUGUUUUUAGAUCAUUUUCUUGCUUUCAGGAGCUCAACGGCAACAGUGACAACAGAAGCAAAUGAUAAUUUGGCUUUACAGGCUGAGACUUUGGCCUUUAUCAAGUCAACAUUUAAUGAACUUGAAGGACCAAAUUAUUGUUGGUUGAACAACACUAACGGCAGUAGAAAAUAUUUCAAUCAAGAAGGACUAUUCUUAUCGCUUAUGUAUUCGGCGGCUGAAUAUUCUGCUAGAUAUCGCGAACUUUCAAUUCAGUUUGAAAGGCUAAAAUUGCUUCAGCAAAGGUUCCCAGAACUGAAUGUUUUUGCUGUACACUGUGGAUGUUCAGCCAAUUCAGUUGCUACUGGUGCUCGGUUGCUUCAGACAAUCAUGGACGAGUACAUCACAUACCCUAUAUUAAUAUCAGACAAUGAUUUUAUGGAUAUGACAAAUGGUUCUUGCUACUUCCUAUUCGAAAGUUCUACAAAUCACUUGCGCUGUUUAAGGUGGGACAAGGAGCCUGAAGCCAUAGUCAAAGUGAUCGAGACAUUUAAUGUGUUGGGAGCAGAUAGUUCUGGUACUGUUCAAGAUUCGAAAUCAGGUUGGCAGAGACAACAUGAGGCUAUAAAGGAACCAGAUGUUGGUUCUUUCAGAAAUUUAUUUCUUAAUUAUCCAGGGUGUGUUUCUGUAGAUGAAAAUGGAAACCGCAUAUUCAUAUCCGACAGUAAUCACCAUCGGAUCAUUAUAAUUGAUGGUGACGGGAAGAUAUUAGAUUGCAUUGGUUCUUCCCCUGGUUUUGAGGAUGGUGAAUUUGAAUACACUAAGUUAUUGCGUCCUGCUGCAUCAUAUUAUGAUGCUGCUGAAGAUUGCUUAUACAUUGUGGACUCUGAGAAUCAUGCUAUUAGGAGGGCUGAUUUGGAACGGAGGGUCGUAGAGACAAUUUAUCCAGUUUGUGUUCCUGAAGCCCAUGGUAUAUGGAGCUGGAUCUUGGAUAAGCUUGGAGUUGCGAGAGAAAAGGGUCCUAAAUCUAAGGAGUUCGAUGCAGACUCUUUUACAUUUCCAUGGCAUUUGAUAAAGAUGGGGGAGAAUGACCUGAUGGUUAUAAACCGCAGUUUUGAAACAUCAUGGAUCAUAAGUAUGGAAACUGGUGAGAUAAGAGAAGUUGUAAGAGGUGCCCGAAAUGUUAUUGAGUUGUCUCGGCAAACAAUAAUGGAGAAACUCUCUCUACUAAAGGAUAUGAACAAGAAAUGGCCAUUGAAGACAGUGGAGGACCGCCUUUCUCUAGAGGGUGUUCCUUGUGCUGGUUUUGUCUCAUCAAUUGCAAGAUUUCAGGAUAACAUCAUAUUUUGUGAUGCUGCUGGUCAAAGGGUUUUGAAGCAGCAUGGGAACACUAUGGACGUAUCGUGCAUUAGGUUUUCGAACUUUGGCGUUAUUGGUUUACCAUAUUGGUUAGUUUGUCCUCUUGAGAGAGUUUUCAACAGCGGGUAUGCUACUAGACCGUGGAAAGAGCAUAUCCAUUCUGUAAAUGUGCUUCCUGGAAGAUGUGACAUAAGAGUACAUAUAGACAUCCCAGUUAGUACUGAAUUAGCAGCACCCUUGGAGGAGAGUAGUGUGUGGCGCCAAGCUAGAGGAUCCGUUUCUUUACUCGCUGGACUAGAGGGGCCAGCCGAUGAUAAAGAAAAGGUUGGGAUCGCGCAACAGUGGUUUGAUGAGUUAGAUAAUCUUGCUUUUACACGCCCUGAGGAGGAAUCUGAGGUUCAAGGCGAGGAGGAACUUUCAGAUAGAAACUUCCGGGAUAAGAACAGAGUUCAUGUCGAUUGUGCCGUCAACAUCAGUCCGGGGACAAGUGAGGUUGUUGUCUCAGCUGUUCUCUAUCUCAAAAUAAAGAAGCUGCAAGAAAACAAAGAAGAUCACAAAGCAUUAGCUAUGAGGAUUCUCGAUCAACCGAAUCCAAGCGGGAAACUAGAGCGUGCGAUCGUGGAAUUGCUCGCGGAAACCUGUGGGGAUGCGAGCGAUAUAAUCUUCAUGAAACCGCUGCACCUCAGACUGAGACUCGAGUGUGGCGACCACCCAGCCGCCGAGACGAAUAAGGAGACGGUUUUUACGAACUCCGGCGUUCAUAUUAAUGUAGCUCUCGAAUGAAUUGUGCAUUCUAUGUUUCGUUGUUGUAAAACAUUGUUGGUUUAUUAUGGUUUGCAUUUUUUAGACUAUCAUUCUGGGUGAAGUUCAUUCCUUGAUAUGGUGGCAGAAGUUUAGCAACUAGUAGUAACAUCUUCUUUUCAGUUUUUUUUUUUUUUUUUUUUGGGGGAAAAGUCUGUAUCAUAGAGAAACUUAGAUGGCAAUAAAGUAUUUUCCAAAUUUGGUAGAGAAA
Messenger RNA from Ananas comosus (pineapple), 2627 nucleotides. RefSeq lists its product as uncharacterized. The transcript has 17 exons. The record is from RefSeq and is a predicted model, not a curated record. The coding region runs from base 131 to 2398 and encodes 755 amino acids. Lineage: Eukaryota; Viridiplantae; Streptophyta; Magnoliopsida; Poales; Bromeliaceae. Gene Ontology annotation, molecular function: protein binding.